Caenorhabditis elegans is the source of this 1018-nucleotide messenger RNA. RefSeq names its product F-box domain-containing protein (gene fbxa-37). The record is from RefSeq and is marked reviewed. Lineage: Eukaryota; Metazoa; Nematoda; Chromadorea; Rhabditida; Rhabditidae. The transcript has 3 exons. The coding region runs from base 21 to 929 and encodes 302 amino acids.
UUUCAGAUAAACUCCCAAACAUGUCUGCUAAACAGCCAACUCUGCUCAAUUUGCCUAUAGAAAUUGCGAAUCAAGUUUUGGAGAAGUUGCAUCUUUUGGAUAUGUUGACGUGCCGAAAAGUUUGUCGAAGUUUACGGACCGCUGUUGAUAAAAUCGAAACUCACUCCACCCAUCUCACAGUUCAAUUGCGGAGUAACCACGUUUCGAUAUGUGUCGACAGAAUUGAAACCAACUACUAUUAUGACGAUGACUCAUCGAAUUGUUUCAAUAGGAAACAAAAAGCCGUAGAAGGUGUAGACUGCAUGAAUGCAUUUUUCAACGACUUGAAGUUAUUUCUGAAGUAUGCAUUAUAUUUAGAAGUUUGGAGCAAAGAUAUAUAUAGGGAACACUUUGUCAGUUCUCUAGUGGACAUCUUGAGGGAAGAAGAGAAUAAUAUCCACGUGGAAACUAUAGAGCUGCUCCAAUUCUACAAAUGCGACGCUGUUUUAUUAAUCCUUCCGUUAUUAAAUAGUCAGACAUUGAGAAGUAUUAAAUUGAGGAGCACUUCUCUAGGUGACGGAUUUGAGAGAAUAGCUUGUUUGGAUCAAUGGAAAAAGGCGAAAAAGUUCAGUUCUGAUACCUGGCUUGACUGUUCACAUAUCGAACAUUUCUUUCAUUUUGAGGAGUUUAGUUUUAGAACUGAACCUUUCCCAAUACAAAAUGUGAUUAAAGUUCGAGAUGAUCUGCUGCAAAGAUGUAUGUUCCAGAACUGCACAAUUGUUAUUUCAAAAUUAAAUUGGAAGCCUGUCGAAUUCGCCAGGAUAUUUCAACCGGACUGUGCUGGUGGCGAUACAUUUACCCUUCAUUAUUCAAACGACAAUUCCAAUUUCGAAAUACGUUUUGGAGUUUUUGAUAGAGUACAUGGGUGGUUAACAAUUGGACGAUGCUAACUAAUUUUGUUAUUUUCUAUUGUCAUUUUUAUAUUUAAAUCUGUAUGAACACUCCACAAUGAUCUCUGAAAAGUGUUAGUACCUGUGAA